UCUUUCUCUUUCUCUUUCUCUAGAUUCACUUUCAAAUAUUUUUCCAUUUUCGAUCGGUUAGGUUGCUGAUUUUCGGAAUUUGUUACUUUUUUCGAGCAUUGGAUGUGCAUGAUUCAUUGAAUACAGCUUCUGUGAUUUACUGUACCAGCUACGACCGGAACGAUGUUCUGCUGCGGAGGAGCAGAAGAGGAGAACGACGGUGGUCCGCUGGCAAACCAAAAUACAGCUCCACCUAGAGGGCAAAAUCCAUAUGGUGCUGGCAGUCAAAGAGAGCCAAGGACUUCCGGUGCUACAAAAAGUGGAGCUCCCCAGAAAGUUCUACCGAUCGAAAUACCAGCGUUUUCGUUGGACGAGUUAAACCGGCUAACCGGCAACUUCGGUUCAAAAGCUUUGAUUGGAGAAGGGUCUUAUGGCCGUGUGUUCCAUGCAAAGUUAAGCGAUGGCCAGGAAGCAGCAAUAAAGAAGCUGGACACAAGUUCUUCACCUGAACCAGAUUCUGAUUUUGAAGCUCAGUUAUCGAUCGUUUCAAGACUAAAGAAUGAUCAUUUUGUGGGACUGCUUGGUUAUUGCUUGGAGGCAAAUGAACCUAUCCUAGUGUAUCAGUAUGCAUCAUUGGGUUCUUUACAUGAUGUUUUACAUG
This is a messenger RNA of Ilex paraguariensis (yerba mate), 640 nucleotides long. NCBI's taxonomy places the organism in Eukaryota, Viridiplantae, Streptophyta, Magnoliopsida, Aquifoliales, Aquifoliaceae. The record is from the annotation of a GenBank genome assembly.